UACUUGCCACCCUCCACUCAAAUGGGAAUUGGUUGAUGCUGGUCUCUAACGCUGGCCCAAGAAGGUAAAUAUGGGAAGUGCCAAAUACUCCACAUGCCUGUAGGCUAGGAAGCCAAAACCCGAAGUCAUACCUUUCCAAUCAGCCACUGCCAGCCAUAUGGCACUUGAGCUGAUGAAGGUGUAUGCAUGAGUAGGAGAACCCAGGGAGGUCCUAAUGGACCAAGAGACAAAAUAAGACAUUCCAGUUAAUGAAAGAACUGUGUGUCCCUUUAAAGAUCAAGUUUUGAAGAAGUCCAUCUACCACCCCCAAAUGGAUGGACUGGUGGAAGGAUUCAAUGAAACCUGAAGGAGUUACUGCUGAAAUUCAUAGCCAGAGACCCACAACAUUGGAACCAGUUGCUUCUGCCCCUUCUAUUCGCCAUCCAUGAGUUGUGAUAUGAGUACCAAAAAAUAGGAAUUAGGAAGCAGUUCAGGAAAUAUUGCAUGUGCAAGCCUCAACAGAAUUUUCCCUGGUUGAACACCUGAAUGGAUAUCAACUCUUAGGGGUGCUGGACCUCCCCCAAGAGACCUGGGAGGAGUUCUUGCAUUGUCUAGUACAUGAUUCACCUGUGGGAAGACAUGGAGAGACUAGGGGCAUUCACCCAGGAGAACUUGCUGAGAGCCGAGCAAGAACACACCUACAACAAAGGGGCCCGGUUGAAAGAGUUUGCAGCUGGGGAUAGGGUCCUGCUACUCCUCUCAAUGUCGGAGUCAAAGCUGAUGGCACAGAGGUGAGGGCCAUUAACUACAAGAUACACCAGCCCAGGAGAUGUAAGGAAACACAAAUCUAUCACAUCAAACUGCUUAAAGCCUGGUGGGAGCAGGAGGCCCUCUUAAUAGUGCCAGACCCACCAGAACCAGAGCUAGAGCCAGAGCUGAGAAGACCACCUGAAGUAUGUAUCAGCUACAUUACAAGCACUUCAGGAGGCGGAACUAACAGCCAAACCAACCAAAUGCCAGCUGGCUCGGCAAGAGGUGCCCUACUUGGGUUACUGAGUAGAAUGGGGGAAGUUGAGACUGCUCAUCAACAAAGUGCAGGCCCUGGCACAAUGUACCAUUCCCAUGACAAAAUGCCGGGUACACUGCUUCCUUGGCCUCAUGGGGUACUACCAGUACUUCAUACCCAACUUCGCUACCAUUGUGGUGCCCUUGACAGACCUGGUAAAGAACAAAGGACAAUCCUGUGGUCAGUGCCUCCAAGAGGGCCUUCCAGGAGCUAAAAGAGUGGAUGAGCCAAGAACCCUGAGUCAGAACCCGGUGGAGUGGCAGGGCUGAGGUUCUCCCACUACACAGAAGAACUGUGCCCACUAACUGGGGUUGCUGCCAGAGACUAACUAUUGGGUGUAGCCGUCACCGUAGGCCCUAACUGCUAGAUAGGAGAUGCUGCUUCCCGCCUAGAAGGGGUAAUACUGAAAACACAAUGAGCGAUGCUUUGCAGAAACAGCUGUCCCAAUCCAUCAUGAGUUUAUUGUGGAUUUUUAGGUUUGUGGAUUAGCCCAGUGUAUAUUAGGAAGGUUCUGAUGCAGGUGGCAAGUCAGAAAGCAGCCAGAGCCAACUGAUUUCAUUUGUGUAAUAGUGGGUGUUUCCUUUACCUGUUGGACAAAAUUGGACUCUCCUCCCAGUAAGUGGAGCUACAAAACCUUAUAACUCAAAGGCACAAUUUCUUAUUCAAGAAGAGUUUGGACUGGAUCAGGAGUCACAGAGGAAGCCAGACACUUGGAAGCAUGGCUGGGAAACCCAAACUGUACUAUUUCAAUGGAAGAGGCCGAAUGGAAACAAUACGGUGGUUGUUGGCAGCAGCUGGAAUCGAGUUUGAAGAACAAUUCUUUGAAACAAGGGAAGGUCUUUUAAAGUUACAGCAGGAUGGAGCCCUGCUGUUUCAACAAGUGCCCAUGGUAGAAAUUGAUGGAAUGAAGAUGGUGCAGACCAGAGCCAUUCUCAACUACAUAUCAGGGAAACACAACCUCUAUGGGAAGGACCUGAAGGAGAGGGCACUGAUUGAUAUGUAUGUGGAAGCAACAAUGGAUCUGAAUGAAAUGAUUAUGCUUCAUCCUAUCCAGCCACCGGAGACAAAAGCAAAGCAUUUUGCCACAAUCAUUGAGAAGGCCACAACCAGGUACUUCCCUGUAUAUGAAAAGGCUUUGAAAGACCAUGGACAGGAUUUUCUUGUUGGCAACCGAUUCAGCAGGGCAGAUGUACAGCUGCUUGAAACUAUUCUAAUGGCAGAAGAGUGCAAGCCUGAUAUACUCUCCAAAUUCCCUGUUUUACAGGGUUUUAAAGCAAAGAUAAGCAACAUCCCCACAAUUAAGAAAUUCCUGCAGCCUGGCAGCCAGAGGAAACCACCGCUAGAUGAAAAAUUAGUUCCAAAAUUGAUGAGCAUUUUCCACGCUGAUAAUGAAUGAUGGCUUAAAAUCAUGGCAGCUGUUUUACUGUAGAUGUGUAUUAGCUAUUAAAACUGAAAAGUGAAGUUAAUUCAAAGUGUGAAAAUUAUAGUGACAAAAUCAGUUAACACAAGCUAGAAAUGAUGUAUGCAGAAGUGUCCACAGUAAAUCCAAAUAAUUGUGCUAGCACAUGAAAUGGUUCACUGAAUUAUAGGAUGCACAGAGCAAAAGAGGUGACAUUAAACCACUAGCUUUAAGAGAAUAAAAUGAAAUAAAACAUCUCAUUAC
This is a messenger RNA of Gopherus flavomarginatus (Mexican gopher tortoise), 2708 nucleotides long. Its product is annotated as glutathione S-transferase-like. Lineage: Eukaryota; Metazoa; Chordata; Testudines; Testudinidae. Gene Ontology annotation, biological process: xenobiotic metabolic process; glutathione metabolic process. Gene Ontology annotation, molecular function: glutathione transferase activity. The record is from RefSeq and is a predicted model, not a curated record. The coding region runs from base 1764 to 2441 and encodes 225 amino acids. The transcript is spliced from 7 exons.